This is a messenger RNA of Meloidogyne enterolobii, 585 nucleotides long. The record is from the annotation of a GenBank genome assembly. NCBI's taxonomy places the organism in Eukaryota, Metazoa, Nematoda, Chromadorea, Rhabditida, Meloidogynidae.
AUGAGGAAAUAUAUUUGUGUUCACAUUUCUAUUAUAUUAUUAUUUGAUUGCUUUAUAUUUUAUAAAAUUAUACAUACAGCUUUAUUUUCUUAUGAUUUGCCAGUUGAUGGAAAUAUACCUACCUCUCUCAAUGUGAUAUCUAACGACAUGAAAAUUCCAGUUUCUAUUUCAAUUUUAAUUUAUUUUCCUUCAAUCAUCCUUUAUUUUGCUGUUGGUUUAAUAUUAAAAUAUAGAGAAGCUCCUUCUGAUCAAAAUAGUAUAUCAAAAGUUUACAGAUCUCUCUUUUUAAUUAUUUUUGUUAAUAUUGGUUGUUAUACUCUUGGACUUCUUAUUAAAAAUAUUAAUAGUUUAAUUUUUCCUUCUGAAAAUUUUGCUAAUUCGAAUCUUAAUGGAAUACUUACAGGGGUGUUGGUAAAUAUUGGAUGUGCUUCAAAUGCUCCAAUUCUUUACAUUAACAGUACCGAUUACAAAGAGGCAUACAAAAAAGAAGUCAAAUUAAUUAAAACGUUAAUUUUAAUUAAAUGUUUUGGAAUUCAACAAACACCAACAACCGUCCAUCCAAUUAUACAAAAUGUUCAAUCAUAA